Messenger RNA from Toxotes jaculatrix (banded archerfish), 1300 nucleotides. RefSeq names its product NHP2 ribonucleoprotein homolog (yeast) (gene nhp2). Gene Ontology annotation, cellular component: nucleolus; box H/ACA snoRNP complex. The transcript is spliced from 4 exons. Gene Ontology annotation, biological process: snRNA pseudouridine synthesis; rRNA pseudouridine synthesis. Lineage: Eukaryota; Metazoa; Chordata; Actinopteri; Toxotidae. The record is from RefSeq and is a predicted model, not a curated record. Gene Ontology annotation, molecular function: box H/ACA snoRNA binding. The coding region runs from base 124 to 591 and encodes 155 amino acids.
ACAGACGCAGCUCUAACACGUGGUUUCCCCGCGGUGCGUGUUCUGACCGGCUGAUGGUAAUCAGAUCAGAAAACUACUUCACAACUAUUGAUUGUUGUCUUCGAUCAGCUUGUUCGAUCAGAAAUGACUAAAGUGAAGAAGGAGAAGGUGUCGGCGGACGAAGAGGAGGCCGCUGCCGCCGGCGGGAGCGAGAAGUCUUACCAGGAGCUGAUCGCCAACGUGAACCCGAUCGCUCAGCCGCUGGCCUCCAGGAAACUCAGCAAGAAACUCUACAAAUGCGUCAAAAAGGCUGCCAAAGUGAAGAACAUCCGACGGGGAGUGAAAGAAGUUCAGAAGUUCAUCAACAAAGGAGAGAAAGGUAUCGUGGUCAUGGCCGGCGACACGCUGCCCAUCGACGUCUACUGUCACCUGCCGAUCAUGUGCGAAGACAGAAACCUGCCGUACGCCUACAUCCCAUCCAAAGUGGAUCUCGGUUCUUCUGCAGGAUCCAAGAGGCCAACGUGUGUGAUCCUGAUCAAACCUCAUCAGGACUAUAAGGACGCCUACGACGAGUGUGCGGAGGAGGUGUCCAACCUGCCCAAACCACUCUGAGGCACAUCAGCCAAUCAGGGAGCAGCUAUGAGGUCACUGCCUUCAUUUAAAUAAACCCACAGCUUAAAGGAGCAGUCCAACGUUUCUCGUCAGAAGCUCCGUCUCCUUUCUACGUCUCUGUUUCUACGCCUGAUGAAUAAAGUACAUCUCACGUGUCCAUCAGAGUCAACGCAGCUGGAUUUGAUGGAGCUAGGCUAACAGUUUCCCUCUGCUUCCAGUCUUUGUGCUAAGCUAGGCUAACAACACUGUGUAGAAGACAGAACGCGGGGGUUUGUUUAAAUGUCAGUGUUUUUGUUUGUUUUCCGUCGGUGCUGUAAAUAAAGUUUAUGCGUCACUGCACGGCUAAGAAGUUUAACUGUGAUGAAAAAAUGUUGUAAUUCAAAGGCCAGAAAAUGAAAAUGAUCCAGUGAAGUACGCGGGGGCGUGGCAGUGGGUUUGGUGUGAGCCGGACUGAUGAUGUGUGUCCUGCUCAGUGGACGACGGCAGCAGGACACAGUGAGACAGGAGACAACGGCAGAUUCACUCCUUAUUUUUCCUUUUGCUUUUAAUAUCUUUUUGUAUGAUUUGACAUUUUUUCCCCUUGAACAUUAAACCUGCUUCUGUCCGUGGAGGGUUGUGGUUCUGCGGGUGAACUUUCCGAACCUGUGCUUCAGCCGAGGUUCCUCAGAAAUGUUUCAAGUUUUUUAAUAAAAAAAAACCAUGAAGUGAA